GGCCCGGCACGAACUGCCAGAGGGAGGGAGUAUAAAUCGCCAGUCAAACUCCCCAGGAUCCUGUCCUUCUGCCACUACGGUCCCUUCAGUUUCCUGCAUAUUCCAGUCCUCGCCAUGCCUGUUCCUAUCCAAAUCAUUCAUAUCCACUAUCGUGGGAAGUUUCUCAACCUCCUCGACUCGGACAAUCAGACGCCUCUCUACCGCGUCAAAGUCGGUUCACACUUGCCGCAGAUGGAGCUGUUCCGCGUCGAGCAUGGCCAUCUACCCUCUGGGCCUCGGGCAGUCCCGUUCCCUACGCCGUCCGCUCUCCCGAUUUGCACUGCUGCCUUCAAGGCCGUCAGCCUGCAAGUGAAGCUCAAGGUGCGCGGCCAAGAGGUCCGGCUUGAGCGCGAGAGCCUUCUCACCAGAACCUACAACUUCCACAGCCCCGCGGCCAACGUUGAUUUGACCUGGACGGCCGACGGAGUCCUGACCGGCGACUACCAGCUGAGCGUCGCUCACGGUGGCGUCAUUGCGCGUUUUCGCAAUCGGCUGUUUUCCAACCAGGAGGUUGGUACCUUUGAAUUGGUGGGCGAUAUCGAGGACAGGUUUCGGGAUGAGAUUGUCAUCAGCGGGCUGGCGAUGCUGGCGAUGGUCCAGAGCUUGAACCUUGCUGGCAUGGUCUUGGUCGGAGGGAGCAUUAAUUGA
Messenger RNA from Aspergillus melleus, 687 nucleotides. RefSeq lists its product as uncharacterized. The record is from RefSeq and is a predicted model, not a curated record. Bases 115 to 687 code for a protein of 190 amino acids. The transcript has a single exon. NCBI's taxonomy places the organism in Eukaryota, Fungi, Ascomycota, Eurotiomycetes, Eurotiales, Aspergillaceae.